Molecule: messenger RNA, 3648 nt
Organism: Colletotrichum lupini
Lineage: Eukaryota; Fungi; Ascomycota; Sordariomycetes; Glomerellales; Glomerellaceae
Exons: 15
Coding region: 1-3648 (1215 amino acids)
Source: RefSeq, a predicted model, not a curated record
AUGAGAAAGCUCAUUGAAAAGAGUGAGGAGUGGCCUAUGGGUAGACCUGGAGCAAGGGCCGAGACUGAGCGGGAAAAGGGCCCCCAAACCCGGUUCUUCCCUGUUACUGCGAGCUUCCAGAAGACGGGAGGUUCGCCUCGCGCCGGGGAGCGGUAUGACCACCCCCAGAAGCUGGAGCCCUUGAGUCCAGUCCUUGCUCCUUCCCCUCCGUGUCUCCGUCCCGAGAUGGGAGGUGAUGUUCACUUGCCACUGCUGGUGGACACGGCUAGGACACAUAUCGGAGGCGGGAUCGAGACUGGAGUGAUUAACAACUGGGCACGCGAGGCAAAAAACAUGACGGUAGUUUUGAGGUUCUUGAUUGAUAAUGGAGAUGGGGCCUUACUCAUAGUUGCUGGAGCAGCCGGACAUGGUAGCAACAAUGAAACGGGACUGAAUGUCAACAAUGCUAACUUUUUUCUCCUUCCGCUGCUGUACGAUACCUGCGUGUCUUUUUCUUUCCUUUGUCCCCGCGCGUCUGAGGGGCUCGAGAAGGACCCCCUUUCUUUUCAACGAAUAAUGCAUUAUGUUCCUUCAGGUACGAACCGGAACAGAGUCAUUGCUCUCCGGCUAGCUGAUUCCGAUGACUGCCAGACUGACACUGGCGCCGGCCUGUUCGUCUCGUUCAAUUUGCCCGUGCCCCGAUUUCCGAAGGAACCCUUAGGACGCCAAUUUUCAGGUACACUUGAGGCCCAAAGGACGGGCGAUCACGAGAACCCAAGCUACCUUAGAAAAGGGGCCAGCGAUGAGAUCCCAGGGCCCAUCGCCAGUAACUACCCACCACUCUACAUGAUGAAACCAAAGAAGCAGUGGCCCAGAGGAAAUGAGCUUCCUUCCAGAACCAUGUCCUCUGGUAAAUUGACCCCGGCCGAGCCAAUGGAUUUCCCACUCGGGGUCCCUGCAGUCGAAUUCGAGAAGCGAAAGAGGAUGAUCCAGGGCCAAGGAGGCACAUGUCCGCACCGUACCUUGUACAGCACCCGUACCUUAGCUUGUACCCAAGAGUGCAACUUUGUAUCUGGCAGGCUGGCAAGCGCGUCGGGACGGUUUGGUAGCGUGGUAGCAGAGCGAGCAUGUGCGUUUAUGGGAACCCCUGAAUUCCAGUCCAAGUCCCUUACCCCCGACGCAGUAUGCCCUGAAGGCCAGAAACCUCACUUCCCUGAGUCUCCCCCUUCUCGAACCACCCACCUUUCGACUCUCGUCUUUUCUCCCCCAUACAUCAUCGGCAUUAUCUCUCUGAUCUGGACGGCACGGACACGCAAACGCGCGACGGGACUGACCACCUUACACCUUACACCUUACACCUCUGAGUUACAACCUACCGAGGCCUGGAGACGAACGAGACUUUGGCUGAGACAUCCAAACAACACAUCACCCAAUACAAACUGCAUACAACACCAUCCACCGCAACAAUCAAUCGCCUGCAGUCCGCUGUUUGACUGCUUCAACCACCAAAAUCCCCCGACCUACUCCGUUGGGCAGUGUCUGCCUCACUGCACUGACACCGCCGCGACGAGCCCCGUCCAACCCCCCUGCGCCUUUCUGCCUCGACGACCCUCAAGAGCUGUGUCGCGACUUCAAGUGCAGCUUUCCUUCCCUUCAACCUCGAUUUGUAUACCAACUCCUCCGCAAACACGAGGACUGACCGGGCAUGCGUCUUCUUUCCGGCAACAUUCAACGUUCGAGUCCGCCAUUGUAACCCACCACGCCUGGCGCACGCGAUUCUUGCCUCUAAACUUCUGUCUCGAAACGAUCCACCCGUCGCAACUUCCACCCGUUAAGAACCUCCGGGCAAUGUUCGAGCAAAAAGCCGACUCGAGUCCCCCGGAUCGGGGAAGGUCCCCUGGCCUCUCCUCCAACGCAGCUUCUCUCGGCGAGCUUGCUUUUUCGACCUCUUCCCAGUUCAUAGAACUGCCCAGCUUGACUCUCCAAACACCAUCGUACGGCACCGAAACCCCCCCUCUAUCAUCCACCCGCCCACUCUCCAAGAUUCGAACGAGCUUUGUUGCUGUUGAAAAGGACGGAAGAGUAGGACUCCGCCGAGAUCCCAGCAACGAGUCGAGUGUGUCCCAGCGAAGGCUCAGCAGCCAUACCGAGGGAGAGGCGUCUGUAUCUGGCCUCUCUGAUAAGACAAUGGCCACCGAGGACACCUCCGGGGGCUACAAGACAAAUAUCGUCGGCAGCCCCAUUCCCGAGUCACCUCGCCGCCCCGACGCGGACAAGCCGACAAACGGAGCCUCCCCUCGUAGCUUGGGGGCUCUGAACAACCACCCGAGCCACAAUCCCGACAAACACGUAGACAUUGAAACGCCUACGCCAGAGCUACUCCCAGGCGACCCGACGCAAAUGUCGCCCGACCACAACGUUUCCAAUGGAACAGCUGCCGCAAAGACCGCCGGGUCCACGGCUCCCAAAAACUCCACAAAGACCACCACCAAACCCCUGGCGAAAUUGGCACCUCCCGCUACCAUCACGAGAGCAAAGACACCGUUGAGAUCUCCAGUCACUGCCAAGACCCCUACCACAGCAACGGGGGGCUCCAAGCCGAGCGCCCCCAAGGCUCAGCACGAUGCCGCAAAGAAGCCGGCCGAGAAGCCGGCGACUUCGACCCCCAAGUCCGCUGCGAAAACGGCAGGUGCCGGCAAGAAACCCGCGCCCGUGCAGGUUUCUCCCUCCAGCGGCAUUGGCUUCGUCAAGCCCAAGGUCAAGUCGCCCACCAAGCCCGUGAAGCUGCCUGCUUCGCUGAUGGCCCCGACUGCCGCCUCCGUUCAAAGAGUCAAGGAGGCUCCUCGCGAAACCCUUACGCGCGCCUCUGGCAGCCAGGGCCGCCCGGCUAGCAGAGCGAGCGCGCCCGGUGCUGCGGCGCCGCCCAAGACUCUGAAGCGCCAGAACUCAGUCAUCAACCGGCCCCGGCCCAGCAUUGGCCCGCCGCCAAAGAAGCCCCUUCAGGACCACCCCAUUACCAAGAAAGAUAAGGAGGUCGACGAAGGUUUCCUGGCUCGCAUGAUGCGACCCACGGCGAGCUCGACUUCAAAGGUAUCAGAGAAGGCUCCCGUUACCCCUCCUAGAAGCAGGAGCGCAAAGCCGAGCAGCGCCAAGAAGGCUUCCGCCUCAAGGAGUCCCAAGAGAGCACUCUCUCGACCGGCAGCGGUACGGGCGGGAAGCCGCACAGGCAGCCCUUUCGCUAGCAAGAAGGAUGCUCCAGUCAAGAAUGUCGUUGAGACCGCAGAGGCCGAGGCCAUCGCCGAGGCACCGAGAACCCCGGAGGCAAAGGCACCGGCCACACCAGAGCCUAUUAUCGAGGAGACUGCGGCUGAACCUAGUCCGGCCAAGGAGGCUGAGGCUGAGGCUCCUGUCGAGGAGAAGGAGACCGCGGUGCCUGAGCUGGAGGCCGUGACUGAAGAGCGUGUUGAGGAGCCCGAGCUCGACGACAUCAUCCAGCAGACUGCCACGCUCGGCCUCAAGGAGGAAGACGCCGAGGACCAAGAGCUUAAGAGCCCGGAUGAGUUCGAGGAGCUACUGGCCGAUGAGAAGGAAGCGGCGGAGGAGGACAAGACGGAGUCAACUCCGGCCCUUGUUGAGGCGACCACAGAAGUCAAGACUGAGACUGCAUGA